Venustampulla echinocandica is the source of this 357-nucleotide messenger RNA. RefSeq lists its product as uncharacterized. NCBI's taxonomy places the organism in Eukaryota, Fungi, Ascomycota, Leotiomycetes, Helotiales, Pleuroascaceae. The transcript has 2 exons. The record is from RefSeq and is a predicted model, not a curated record. Bases 1 to 357 code for a protein of 118 amino acids.
AUGUACGAUCCUGUCGAUUGUCUGCGAUACGACGGCCGUGAAAUCCCUGAGAAGCGCACCGCUAUUCUGCAAGGCUUUGAGAAAGCUGCUGGAUCAAAAGUCCUCUUAAUCUCAAGAGCAACUGGAGGGGUCGGUUGGAACAUUGCUGCAGCUAGUGUCGUCAUUCUCUGCGGUCCAUGGUGGAAGAGUCAGUGGGAGCACUGGGAGCAGGCUAUUAAACGUGCCCAUCGCCCUGGCCAGACUAGAGAAGUACUUGCCAAUAAAAUGGAGGCUGAUAAUUGCGCUCUGGAGGGUUACAAGGUGGGUUUGAUAUCAGAGGAAAGAUGGGGUCCUGCCAAAGGUCUGGGACAACCUUGA